Messenger RNA from Cylicostephanus goldi, 561 nucleotides. The record is from the annotation of a GenBank genome assembly. NCBI's taxonomy places the organism in Eukaryota, Metazoa, Nematoda, Chromadorea, Rhabditida, Strongylidae.
AUCGUAUGUAAGGUUUAUUCACCUUUCAAAUGCCCUGCGCUAGCAGUUCUACCAUUGUUGACCAGAAUAGAUCCGUACGGCAUGAGAAAACAUUUUCGUGUUUUCCAUAAAUGUAUUCGGUCCAAGGAUGUGCGUGAAGCUUUCUAUGCUUUGCAAACCAUCUCGCUUUUGAUUCCAAGCUCAGAGGAUGAUCCGGUUAAGGACGAAGAAAAUCAUGCCUAUCGUCUGCGAGUUACUGACUCUUUAUUUGCGGACAUCGAAAAUCUUCUAAUAAGAAUUCUUCUAACGGAUCAUGAGGAACGUUUAUCUGAUGGUACCCUAGUGUCAGAUUACUGGUAUAGAUGUACUCGUAGUUGUAUCAAGGCGGUAUUUGCAAUCGCUGCUGAUGUCGAUUUCGUGAUUACACGACUUUUGGCUAAGAGCAUAUUUUAUGCCAAGCGAACAACUGAGGCCUAUAUCGCUCACGUGAAUUUGGAAGAAGCGGGAAAACUACCACAGAAUGUUAGCCAAGACUUGAUCAAAAAGAGGAAGUAUGUCUUCGAACGUAUUUUUCUAAUCUGA